Messenger RNA from Moneuplotes crassus, 715 nucleotides. NCBI's taxonomy places the organism in Eukaryota, Ciliophora, Spirotrichea, Euplotida, Euplotidae. The record is from the annotation of a GenBank genome assembly.
AUGGAAAACAGAACUGAACGGAAUGAGGAUAUUAAGAUUGAUGAGCAAAUUUUAAGAUGAGUUUAUAAGGAGUGAACCGGAAGUGAACUAUUGGAAGUUAAACAUUUGUAUUGGAGUGUGUAUAAUUUUGAUGCAAACAAGUUUGAUUAUUUUUAUAAUAAGAUGGAGCAGAUUGGGCUGAGGUUUAUUCAGAGACUCAAUAUUUCAGGAUCUAGGAAUGUUAAGGUUGCUAAAAAGUUUUUGAGGAUUUCUUUUAUUAAAGAAAUGUCAAUUUUUUCAUUUAUUUCGCCUCACUUAGAAAGUAAAAAGUACAGAUGUUUUCAUAAACAAGUUUUGAAGUUCCUUCCAAGAGUAACAAAGCAUAUCUCAUUGCAAUGAUGACAAAUUAACAAGAACCAAUUUCGUAAAAUUAUCCAAAUCGGAAGGCAUAUCGAAAAUAUUGACUUUGUAUUAUGAAACAUCACUUUUGCUGGCCUCAAGCUAACAGAAUCCCUGGUUUACUCUAUCAAAUCAAUUUGCUUUUACUUUUUCAACGAUCCCCAAAUACAGCCUGUCAAAGAGAUCAUUGAGAGCUUGAGAAACUUCAUCCAAGCUGCCUCUGCCACAUCUAUCAAAACAUCUCUGAUAAAGAUAUACACUGACAUCCCCACAGCCAAACUAUCCAUCAGGAACUAUGCAAAAGAGUUAGGGUUUCGUAACAUAUAAAGCUCCAGUC